AUGGCGAGUCUUGCCUUCUAUUGCGCCCGCGACAAGCCGCCUCCCCCUGACAGGCCCGAGCCGCACCCCAAAGAUUGGGACCUCGAGCACUUCUGCAUCCUGCGCCACCCCGUCGAAGGAUCCGACCUGCAAAUCGGCAAGGUCGUCGGCGACCCCGAAGACGACCUGGCGCCGCUCAGCAAGGUCAGGGGCAACAUAUUCAGCCAUGUCCCUUCCCCGGACCGCACCGUGGAGCACCGCCGCACCGUUCACCUCGGGCCGGCCCCGGCCACAAGCGCGCGCACCAACUGCGCCUUGCCUCGGACGCCCAUCAACUCGCCCGCGACGGCCGUCGAGGACUCGAUUGCCCUCAAGAAGCACCUCGCGAACGGCGACCACGCAUUCCUCGUCACCGGGGUGGUGCGGGCGGCGGCGCGGAACGAGGUCUCGGGCUCGGAGGGGCCGCUCAACACGGACAAGGUGACGACGGCGACGCCGGGCCAGGCGGUGGCGGAGUCGCUGGAGCUGAGGUCGCUGGACGGCAAGCUCUUUGCUGUGCGACUUGUCCAGAUGUGGUACGGGAAGGGAGUUCUGGGGGGAUUCAAGGUCAGAAGUGACAGGUAUAUCGUCGGAGAGUAG
Molecule: messenger RNA, 618 nt
Organism: Cordyceps fumosorosea ARSEF 2679
Lineage: Eukaryota; Fungi; Ascomycota; Sordariomycetes; Hypocreales; Cordycipitaceae
Exons: 2
Coding region: 1-618 (205 amino acids)
Source: RefSeq, a predicted model, not a curated record